UUUCUAUUACUUAAAUUGGUGAAUUGUCAUAUACACAUCCACGUCGAUCUUAUUAUUUUUUUUAUAAUUCGAUCUCGAAUAGAUCUCUUCCGUUAUCUUCAAUGGAUUUGUAACUAGUAAGAAGAUUCUACGAUCAAUCAAUAAAUCAAAUGUGUCGGCAAUAUGUUACAAAAAUUUCAUUGUGAAAAUGUAUUGAAAGAGUUAAAUGAUUUUGGACAAUAUCAAAAAUUUUUAUUGUUCGGUUUCAUAAUGCCAUUGGCUAUACUAGCCGCAUUUCAAUCGUCUUAUAUAUAUAACGAAUUUGUUCCAGAUCAUUGGUGUCGUGUAGAUUUAUUGGUCAAUUUUUCAUAUGGAGAACAAAAUCGUUUGAUUCGACCACGAUUAAAAUACAAUGACGAUGAUAAUAAUGGACAGGAAACGCUAAAACUAAUGUCCAAUUGUGAAAUGUAUGAUAUAAAUUAUCGUCAAGUAUUGACCGGUUUGGAAAUACCGAAACAAAAUAGUUCAUCGUCAUCAUCUACAUUAUCAUCAUCAUCAUCAUCAUCAGUAUUCAUACCGAUUAAAAAGUGUUCACCAAUCAGUGGCUGGGUUUAUAAUCGAAAUCAAUUUCGAGAGAAUGCUGCCAUGCAUUAUAAUUUUGUCUGUGAUCGCCGUCAACACAUUCAAAUGAUCGGAUUUGUACGAAAAUUAUCUUCUGCUCUAUUUAGCUUGAUAUAUGCCAUUCUUUCAGAUAGAUAUGGUCGUAAAAUUGGCCUAAUAUUCAUUUUAACUGCAUACAUUUUAUCAGCAAUAUCACCAGUGUUGACCACGAAUUAUUAUGCAUUUUUAACUUGCCAAGCAAUACAAGGAUCAACAUGGCCAAUCGGAAUAUUGAUCGGCACAGCAUUUGGUAUUGAAUUUGUUACACCUGAAUAUCGUGCGGAUGUUUUAGCAUUGGUCGGUCUGGCAUUUCAAUUUGGUGAAUGGUGUACAUAUUUUCUCAUACAAGCUCUAAGACAUUGGGUUUGGAUUGCUAUCGUCAACACAGGAUUUGUUAUUCCAUAUUUUAUAUUCUAUCAAUACUAUGACGAAUCACCACAAUGGCUUUUAGCUACCAAACGUUUUGAUAAAUUAAAAGAUCUCUUUGAACGAAUGAAUCGUAUUAACAGAGCGAAAUUGGACAAUGAUUCGAUCGAUUCAAUCAUAAGUAAAUUUACUCAUUAUUAUGAUCAUGAACGACGUGUAGAAGUUAGUUUAGCAAUUUCCAUGCAAAAUCUUGAUUUAUCGACAUCGAAUCAUAACAACAAUUAUAAGCAAAGAAUUAUAUCAUCAAACAACUACAAUAAUCAUUACCGACGUCCAAGCAUGAACAGUUUUCUAACCGACGAUGAAUCAGUACCAGAUGGAUCACAGCCAUCAUUUUGGAAAAAAAUUAAACUAUUCAUCAAACGUUCAACACUAUUUCAGAUGAUAUUUUUAUGGGCAAUCGUGUUGAUAACAAAUGAAUUGAUCAUUGAUUUUUUAUCAAAACGUAAAAAUCGUUUCGAUGACAAUUUACUUGUUGACCGAUUUUUUGGAUCAUUGAUAAAGAUGCCAAUCAUUUUAUUGACAUGGUAUCUUGUCAAUCAAUGUUUUGGCCGUCGUUGGUCAAACUGUAUUAUACUUUCAUUAAAUUUAGCCAUUCUAAUGUUCCUACUAUUUGGUCAAUAUUUAUUGAAAAAAAUUAUAUGGCUAAAUGUUGGCAUUUCCGUACUAGGCAUUAUGUUAGCCGAAUGUUCCGAAAUGAUAACAAUAUUGCAAACAUUGGAAUUGACGUCGACCAGAUAUCGUAUAAUUGUAGUCAGUAUUGUUCAUCUAUUUUCUCAAUCGGCAUUUUUAGCCAUUAUUUAUUGGCUCUAUAACUACAAUCUACGAAUAAUCUUCAAUGUUCAAACGAAACUGAUAUUUAUUUCUUGUAUUACUUUACUAUCGAUAAUUUUGGCAUCUUUUGUAACUGAAACAAGAAACGAAUAUCUACCGAUUGGCGUAUUAGAAUCUGAACAAUUAAUCACAAAUUUCAAUUAUUGGUCAGUGUCAAAAGAUCGAUCAGAUAUUGAGCCAUCCAACCUUUUUUUAUCAUUAAGUAAAUGGGAUGUCAAUGCAAAUCAUCAGAUUGUCGGUUCGAUAAAACAUAUGGAAAAAUUCACUGAUAGCUGACGACAACUUCAAAUAAUUACAAAUCUAUAAAUUGAUUUGUGAUUAUUUGAAUGCAAUAGCCGUGUUGAAAGAAAAACACAUUCGGCCAUAUAUAAAU
This is a messenger RNA of Dermatophagoides pteronyssinus (European house dust mite), 2272 nucleotides long. RefSeq names its product solute carrier family 22 member 2-like. Gene Ontology annotation, biological process: transmembrane transport. Gene Ontology annotation, molecular function: transmembrane transporter activity. Lineage: Eukaryota; Metazoa; Arthropoda; Arachnida; Sarcoptiformes; Pyroglyphidae. The record is from RefSeq and is a predicted model, not a curated record.